Melampsora larici-populina 98AG31 is the source of this 3165-nucleotide messenger RNA. RefSeq lists its product as uncharacterized. Bases 162 to 2600 code for a protein of 812 amino acids. Gene Ontology annotation, molecular function: lipid binding. The transcript is spliced from 16 exons. Lineage: Eukaryota; Fungi; Basidiomycota; Pucciniomycetes; Pucciniales; Melampsoraceae. The record is from RefSeq and is a predicted model, not a curated record.
CAAUUUGGGUGAUUUGACAUUCUUGAUUACCGUCCCUUACCUGCGGUCAACAGACAAAUUGGAUUUCAGUAUUUGAUAUUCUAAUACCAUAUUUUUGAUAAUUAUCAUCAUCUCUCUGUUCCAGCUCUCAACAAUCUUCACCUCUAUAAUCUCUCUUGAUCAUGUCUGUCCCAGCCACUGUCAAGGACGUAUCUGAAAACCCUAGUGCAAAAGCUGUCACAAAUCCCACUGACAAAGUGUUCAAAUCCAAAGAUGAAGAAAGAAAAAUGCGGUUCUAUGGGAUCAUUGAAGCCUUUCGCGCUGGGAAAUAUCCAUCAAACGCCCAAAUCGAUGAGACCCUCACUUAUGCUACUACUCACUCGCCUGUAGAUGAAUCAAAGCUAAGCUCAGAUGGCCGACAACUUAUUCAAGAUUUUCGUGAUAUUAUCGAAACCGCUCGAGUAAUGGUUCAGAAGAAGAAUGCUGAUGAACUAAUGCAAAACUUUCUUUAUCAUACAAGACACGUCGAUGGUGAAAGUCAUAUUCAAAAGUUGAAAGACGCGUCAAACUCGGCUCCCAACAAAGAGGAAGCGAAAAAUGAUGGCCAAGCUGCUGCUGAGCACCUACGCACUCUUGCUAAAUUGAUUUAUACUUCUUCUGAAACUCGAAAGCUAUUGAAAGACAUUGGUAUCUUGGCGCGAGACGUGGUAGCAGAUGCUGCUGUCAAAGUUGCGGAAAAUACAAGACCUGGCGAAGAAGAGCUCCGUCAGGUUGAUGAGGCUGCCCCUGCAGAUGAAUGGGUUGGACCCGAUGGUAGUAAGCGAUCUCGCCAUGACAAGGCUCCAUCAACUGGCCUGAGUGAAAAAGCGGAGGAAGCAAAACGCGUUGCUUCCAAAGCUCAAGAUGAGACCUCCAAAGUGGCCUCCAAAGCGAACUCCGAGGUCGAAGACGUGUCCUCAACAGCACAAUCGCAUGCGAAAGAUGCCUCUUCGCAAGUCCAAGAUACGGCCGAUGGUACUAGUGGAAGCAAUAAUCGUGAACAAGCUUCUGCGACUGCCAACGAGGGAAAGAAAAUUCCCGAAGAACAUAAAGAAAAAGCUCGAAAAGCGAAAGAGGACACGAAAGAGUAUAUACAAGAUAAGUUUCCAAAGGAACGACGGGAUAGAUUCAUCUACCGGUUGAAGAAAGUCAUUGUCGAACAACAAAGACAUCGCGAUUACCAAGAAGCAAUUGACUUUUUUCUUGGCAUGGCUGAAUCCUAUCAAGGUCAUGCCAAGGGUGUCACCUCGAGUGCAGCCAACAAGGGUGGAGACGUCCUACAUGAUCCCGCCUUCAAACAAGCUCAGAAAGAACUGCGUACUCUACUCGAAAGAUUUGCCAACGGUGCAUCUUUACAGCCUGUAUUUGAUGCCAUCAACCAGAUCUACGUUGAUGCUCAAAACGACCCGGAGUUGAAAGCUUGGUUUCAAACUGUGGACAAGUAUAUUCGGAGAGUUUUGCAAGAACCUGGCUAUGUCAUGAAAGACUCCUGUGAUCAGACGGGUAGAGAGAUAAAUGAGUCAGGAAAGAAGUUCUGGGAACAUAAAUAUGCUCACCAUUGGCAAACCCUCUUUGAUGAAAUCGAAAGCUUCUUCACGCAAUAUGCAGAGGACCCGCUAAAUACUCGAUUUGGAGCAUGCUGGAAGAAACUCACAAAGGAUCUAUUCUUGAAUUCCGAAGGCAGUUUGACCUUGAAGACUCAUCUCUGGGAGGAUAUUACAUCUGUGAUUCUCCCGAGUCUUUUGAAACAUAUCGGUUACAUUCCAAUUCCCCGGAUCGAAUACACUGAUCAACAGUUGGAUCUUGUAAUUGAAAACUUGACGUUGGAAGGCCAGAACCUUUUACCAAACACAGUUGAACUAGAGAUGCGGAAUUACUUCAAGCUUUCGGCAUAUGAGAAGAUCGCGAACGCAAACAAACAUUCGUUCUGGAUCAGCUUCAGUCAAAUUCAGGCCGAUCUUAGAGACGUCGCGUUUUACGUCCACAAGAAGAGUGGAUUUCCCAAAAUCAAAGACUCGGGCUUGGCGGAUGUUGUAAUCUCAGGGAACGGAGUGUCAGGAAAGGUGCACAUCGAAAGCUCAACAGCUAAGGACCGCGUCUUCACUGUUAAAGAAGUGAAGGUAAAGGUAGACAAGCUAUCUUUUGGUAUCAGAGAUACUAAACACAACUUCUUGUAUUCAACCUUGAGGCCUCUGGCCCAAUCUCUAGUGAAAAAGCAAAUUGCCAAGGCAAUUGAGGAUGGAAUUAGAAGUGGGCUUGGACAGUUAGAUGCUCAAUUUGUCGAUAUCAAAGAGCGACUAGAUGACGCUGAAGGGGAUGAUCAGAUCACCAAGAUGGAUGUCAUCAAGGAUACGUUCACUUCGAAAAAAGACGAUGCUUCCGCUCAGAUUAAUGACAAGAAAGAGAAGACAGGUACCUUUAAGCUGGUAGGGAAGCGCGAGAGCAAGAUAAUUGAUUGGGCGUCAAAGAAUUCGUUGGUAGAGAAGCAAGGUGCUAAGAUGGACGCCAUCGCCACUCAAGAUGGCCAGCCAGGUGUAGACGGAUGGAAAACGGAUGCGUUUACGAUCAUCAACGCAAACUAAGGUUGAUUGACGCUCACAGAAGUUCUAGCGUCACCAAUGCAUACAUUCCAUCUCAUGCUCAAGUUCAUUAAUAAUUGGCCCUUGGAUAACUAAUAAUGUUGUAAUGUCAUCAGUUUUAAUUUGUUCUGACCAUUUAGCAGAAAUGAAGAAGCAUCUAGUCACAAAGACCGAGUUCAUUGUAGCUCAAUCAUCUGAAGUCUAGGAUUUAAGGAAAGAUAAAGACUCGGUUUUUAUUCAUUUUAUUCUAUCUACUACCACAGUUCAAUCAAAUUUGAGUUUUAUCAGAUUUGAACACUAAAUUUUUGUAGAUUAAUACUUAUGGAUAGUUUUCAAUUAAUAAAGAGUGAUUUCAUGUUUUGAAGUAUGGCAGUAUGCUCUCAUAUCUUGUCAUACAUAAUUAGCUGAACUCCCUUGUGGAGGUCUGUUUUUUGGCAAUCAAACCCUCAUGUCUUUCUUUAUCCCACUUAUUUCUCUCUGGUAUGGGGAGGUCAGUGAAAUGUCUGAUAAACUCAAUGUGUUGGGGUCAAGGGAAGUAGUUGUCCAAAACCAUUGAUGAAAGUGGUCU